AUGGCUCUUGGCGCAGCAGCUGCCCCAUCCAACUGCGUGCCCGCUAUUAACAGUGAACGGCUGCUCAUCCAGCCCUGCUUCGGGAAGGAUGCAUGUUUAGACAACACCACUGCCGCAAACAGGUUUCUGGGACAGCAUUCAGCAGUCCGUAGAGGAUGCUUAAUCAGGCGGCGGGAGGGCGGCGGCGGCGAGCAGCGGGCGGCGGCCAACGCCCGCGAGCGGGACCGCACGCACAGCGUUAACACGGCCUUCAGCGCCCUGCGCACGCUCAUCCCCACCGAGCCGGCCGACCGCAAGCUGUCCAAGGUGGAGACGCUGCGCCUGGCCUCCAGCUACAUCUCGCACCUGGCCAACGUGCUGCGCCUGCAGGGCCCCGCCGCCCCGCAGCCCUGCCCGCAGCGCCCCAUCUGCACCUUCUGCCUCAGCGAGCAGCGCAAGCGGCACCGAGAGGCCGAGGGGCCGCGGGCGGUGUGAGCUGCAGGCCGAGAAGCUCCCGGCGGAGGGAAGCGGACUUGUGCACAGCCCUCCAGGAGUUACUUCUUACGCCCCUCGCGCUUCUGUUCGCGCUGCAGCAGGUUUGUUCGGGGGCACUCGGCGCACGAAACCGAACACUGCGGACACGCUUGCACCUGGCACAGCAGCUAUUUUCGCGCAAGAAACGUUAAACCUGAGCAUCCCGGCCCCGCUGCCUCCCCAACCUGUGUCACAUGAUGGAACUUGACCUGCCCCGCGCACCGCUGGCAGGGGCUGACACGAGGCCGCCCACUCCUCCCCCGCCUGACCCCAUCAGCAGCCCGGGGAAGGUUGCUUUGGGGUGUGGGAAGCUCCCACUGCCAGCACUUGGUGUCCCGGCCCAGCAGCACGUGAUGCUUUCUGCUUAUGAACACAGAGACUUGCCCCAGCCCUUCAAAUAGCAGCAGGUGUUCCAUGUCUGGCAGCAGCUGAGGAGUGGAGGGGGGUUCCCGAGGGCUCUCUAAAAUUAUCCAUCGCCCAGGCCGUGCCCGUGUUGUGCCUGUACAACACGGAUGGCACCUGUCCCCAUGCAGUUUAUUAACUUACUUACUCCGUGUGCUUGCUUUUUAACAAGUUUAAAAAGCAGAUGCGCGUGGGAUGGCUUUUGUCCGUGAAUAAAGUGUCAGGCUAGACAGACAAGGCCCACUAGUGGUGGAUUUCAAAAAGGCAUGUAGCUACUGCCUUUCACUUAGUUAUACACACAAUCAUAGAAUCCUUAGAGGGGGAAGGAGCUCUGAAGGCCAGCUAGUCCAAGGCCCCUGCAGCGAACAGGGACACCACAGCUAGAUCAGGUUGUCCAGGGCCUUAUAUAUUUAGCUAGCGCUUUAUUAUUCUUAACUUUUUACUUCACAAAGCACUUCUUACUCUUUAAAAGCUUCCAAACUGUACUACUCAGAAGUGCUCCAAAAGGAGCUGCCCUUUUUGCCUUGCUGAUGCCAGCUGUUCAGUUCUCCUCCACAGCCAAAUUUGGGGGCUGAAGAAGCAGUGCCAUACAGAAUUUUCCUCUCCCUCACUGGUGAGGCCGUACCUCGAGUACUGUGUCCAGUUUUGGGUCCCCCACUACAAGGAAGACACUAAGGCCCUGGAGCAUGUCCAGAGAGCGACAGCAGAGCUGUGAAGGGUGUGGAGCACAGGCCUACAGGGAGCAGCUGAGGGAGCUGGGAUUGUUUAAUGUGGAGAAGAGGAGGCUCAGGGGAGACCUUACACUCUUGACAGCUCCUGAAAGGAGGUUGUGGCGAGGUGGGGGUCGGCCUCUGCUCCCAGAUAACAGCAAUAGAGUGAGAGGUAAUAGCUUUUAAGUGCUCCAGGGGAGGUUCAGGUUGCAAGUUAGGAAUUUUUUUUUUUUUUUUCCUCAGAGUGGUAAUGCACUGGAACAGGGAGGUGGUAGAGGCACCAUUCCUGCAGGUGUUCAAGAGAAGGGUGGCUGUGGCAGGGAGAGACAUGGUCAGCUGGCACGGUGGGGGUGGGUCGGUGGCUGGACUAGAUGAUCUUAGUGGCCUUUUCCAACCUUAAUGAUUCAAAGCACAAAGCCAAUUCUGGCAUUUUGUUACAGAGAACUAUUAUUAUUAGCAACAACAUCAUCUUGGUGUAUUGCUUGUGCAACAGUUUUCUUUUUCAGCUCCCCAGUGCACACUGCCUGCCUUAUUUUCACACUGAGGAAAAAACCAAACGUGGUACCUAGAGAACCUGCACUACAUUUCUUGCUUAAAAUCCCAGUCAAAAAUACUGAAGCAAAGCACUAGUGAACCCACAUUCUACUCACUUACUAAAAGCUACAUGCUAUAUUUUGCUGGACUGAGAAGAGCUUAUUGGCUUUAGGAGUUUUCCAUCGUUAUUUUUUCUUUUAAAUUGCUGCCAGAUUAUGAUCUUUGUUUUGCUUUGGCAUUGAUUCUUGAAGCUGGAACUCCUUCCUGUUUAUACAGAGUGCUUUCUCAUUUUUGGUAUUGUGUCAAUGUGUAUGCGGGUAUAGAUUUCUACAAACAUGUCUUCCAAACCUGAUUUCUUUUGUAGGUUUGAAGAAGUUUGUCUUUUAAAAACUUCCUUACUUUAUAAUUGAACCUGAUCUUAGAGCAAGUUCUACAUCCAUUAAACCAAAGCAUCUGAGCUGCUUUACAGACAGUACUAAUAUAUUCAUUUAGUUGUAUAAUUCAAUGUAAUAUACUGAAAUGAAAGAAGUAAUGCAAUUUCGAACAACUUUGGGUAAAUUUUGUAUUGAUUAUGCUCUGAAUUUUGCAGUGUUGUGAUGUCACACUGGUUACAGAAGUAGCUCUUAGCCUAUUAAAAUACAUUGCACUUGCCAUCUCUACAGCUAUUAAAAGAAGUGAGCAUAAAAUAAGCGAGUACUACAGUGAAAAAGUGAACAUGAGAGCUCAUUGCUUGAAGCUCGUGAAUCAUUCUCACAAUUCUACAGGAACUUGAUUUUUUCACUGUAAAUGAGUUUUCAUCUCUCUAGUUUUAUGUGAGAUUUAUACAAAAUAUUUUUCAAUAAGAAAAGCAGGAGCAGGCUGGUACGACUUGGCCGUAUCUCCUGCUUAAAUCAGCUCUGUGUAGCUUUAAAUUCUUCCCUCUCUACUCAGGAUGAACAGUUGAGUUCAGCUGGGCUUGAAGAUUUCAGUAUUAUGCUCAGGGUUUCAAUUACUAAAUAAUAUUGGAAUUUCAGUAACACUGAUUGAGUGCAGCAGAAAUUGGGCCCCAGAGCACUGUGGCCCAAAUAUUCAUGGUAUAGACAGAUAAUACUUAUCCAAAACAAUUAUGGUUGUAAUUUCUCUGAGGAACAGACCUUAAGCCCACACAUAUACAAAUUUAACACUAUGCAUUUGUACAAAAAUGGGGACAGAUCCUUACCUUCCCUGAAAUAUAUUUAUAAUUUAAAAUUUCCCUGCCCCCAGGAGCGAGAAGAGGUAGAGGAAGUGAACUGUUACGCGUAACAUAAAUCCUAUAUGCCCCUAAUAAACCCUGGGAAAAAGAGUUUAAUUUCUAGAGAGACAGAUGAAUUGAGUUCUCAGAGUUCACCUCUAAAGAGGUAAGCACUAGCUCAACUUUUUUUUGAGAUCUUACUGUAUGAAUUCCUGUAUCUUAUCAAUUGUAUUAUGUUAAUCAUUUGGUAGAGAGGCAUUGUUCAUGGCAUGCACAAAUAUGCCUUUAUGAGACAAAACUGUGAAACCUGAGAGUCUAACAGCAAGUACUUUACCAGAUGUUCAGGCACGGGAAUGACAGGAGCUCUUCCAGAGCUGCUGAGCAUCCUCUUGUUUUACCAAAGAGAUUGGUUUUUCCACCUAUUUGUAGGUACAUUCUGUUCUGUAUGGAAGAACAGAAGGAUGCCUAAUGCCCAUUCUGUCUCUGUUUUCUUGUAUUCACUCGGCCAUUCAGUUUACAUGAUGCAUAAGUAAAAAUGGUGAGAUAUCCACCAUUUGCUCUUAGUUCCCAUUAAGCGACUGGUAAAAUAUUCCAAGCAUAGUACUUGGUAUGAAUCAUUGUAGUUAGUCUGCUGUGUUACAGUAAGAACAGCAUCAAGCAAAAAGAAUAAACUGCAUUUGAUUGUGCUGGUUAAGUUUAAAUAACCAAGUACUAUGUUCAAAUACUUAUCUAUAGAUUAAUCAUAACGUUAAGGCAGUGUAUUUUAAUGUUUGCUACUAUUUUCGGUUCUGUUCUCCAAAACAGAAGUUUUCUUUCUAAUAACUUCUUGAAUAAUGUGCUUCUUUACAAAAACCUGUAUUUGUGUGCAAAAUCUGCUCAUAUUUGCUAAAAUAAAUGGUAUUUUUGUUACUAAUUUAAACAAUAAAAUAUGAAUAUU
Numida meleagris (helmeted guineafowl) is the source of this 4306-nucleotide messenger RNA. RefSeq names its product transcription factor 15-like. Gene Ontology annotation, biological process: developmental process; regulation of transcription by RNA polymerase II. NCBI's taxonomy places the organism in Eukaryota, Metazoa, Chordata, Aves, Galliformes, Numididae. Gene Ontology annotation, molecular function: DNA-binding transcription factor activity, RNA polymerase II-specific; RNA polymerase II transcription regulatory region sequence-specific DNA binding; protein dimerization activity. The transcript is spliced from 3 exons. Bases 1 to 474 code for a protein of 157 amino acids. The record is from RefSeq and is a predicted model, not a curated record.